AUGGAGAAUGAACAAGAAUAUUUCUAUCAAGGGGCAGUAUCUUGUUUACCAAAAGUUUUACCAUCUAAAAAAAAAUUAGAGAGUUUAAAUAAUGCCACUACAACCACUACAACUACACCAUCUAUUAAAUCUAAUACAACAACUCCACCGAUAACUCCAAAUAAUAAUAAUAAUAACGCCACCACUACCACUUCAACAACUACAGCAACAACAUCUACAACAACAACAACAACAACUACAACACCUACCAAACCAACUAAAGAAAUUAUUGAUUCAUCAUCAGCAAACAAUACACCAAAAUUAACAUCAACACAUAUAUUAAAUAGUAAGAAUAUUAACAAUUCAAUAGAUUUAACCGCAUCACUACCAACCGACACAACACCACCACCACCACAAACUAAAGACUCAUUAUUAUCAAUGUUAACAAAAUCGUCAUCAAUUUCAUUGGAUAGUAAUAAUAAUAAUAAUAAUAAUAAUAAUAAUAAUAAUAAUAAUAAUAAUAAUAAUAAUAAUAAUAAUAAUAAUAAUAAUAAUAAUAAUAAUAAUAAUAAUAAUAAUAAUAAUAAUAAUAAUAAUAAUAAUAAUAAUAAUAAUAAUAAUAAUAAUAAUAAUAAUAAUAAUAAUAAUAAUAAUAGUUUUAAUAAAGAAAAUAGUGAAAUAAUUAAAGAUGAAAUAUCAAUUAAAUUAAAUACAGUUAAAGAGAAUGAAGAAUUAAAGAAAUUUUUAGAGAAAAGAGUACAGAAUUCAUUUAAAGAUUUUAAACCACGUACACAUCAAUGGGAUACAAUUGUAUCGGUAUUAAAGGAUUUAAUAUCACCACAACAUAUGAAAUCAUUCAAGAGUGAAAACCGAUACAAUUAUUUGAUUCAACAUGCUGCAGGUUCUGGUAAAUCUUUGACCAUUGCUUGUUUAGUCUACUUUUUAUAUAAACUAGAGAUAAAUAAUAAACAUAAAUUUGAUACCAUUGUCAUUAUGAACGAUAGAAGUCAAUUGGAUGCUCAGUUGGGUGAUGUAGUCAUUAAAUUCUUAACAAGUAAUGGUAUUACCAAUUUUUGUAGACCAAAAUCAUCAAAACAAUUACAAAAUGAAAUUUUAAGUGGUAAAAAUAGGGUUGUAAUUACAACUAUGCAAAAGUUUUCACAAUUAUUACCAAAUAAGAGUGGUGGUGGUGGUGACGAUCAUGAUAAUGACGAUGACGAUGAUGAUGGUCAUCAUGAUGGUUAUGCUAACUCUAAAGGUAAAAAGAAAAAGAAAAAUAAUGAAGAUGAUAACCAAUUCUCAUUUAAAUCAAAUUCAGUUGCAAUCAUUUCAGAUGAAGCUCAUAGAUCACAUGGUAAAUCUACAACAGAGAAAUUACAUGAAUUUCUUAGUGGUAAUACAAGACAAAGUAGUAAGAUUACAUAUUUUAGUUUUACAUGUACACCAACAACUCAAUGUUUGGAAAUGUUUGGUAUAGCUUCAAAAGGUGAUAAAAUUCCUUUCUAUACUUACUCUAUGCAUAAUGCUUUAGAAGAUAAAUUGAUUUUAGAUGUAAUUAAACAAUUUUCAACUUUAAGAUUAAAUGAAGUUAAUGUAGAUUCAUUUCAACAAUAUCAACAAAAUUUAUUACAAUUUCAUCAACAACAACAACAACAACAACAACAACGACCACAACAAUAUAAUGAAGAAGCUUAUGGUUAUAGUAAUAGUGUUUAUGGUGGUAAUAAUGGUUAUAAAAAUAAUAAUAAUAAUAAUAAUUGUUUUUUAAAUGGUAUUGAUUUUGAUGAUGAUCAAUAUGAAGAUGAAACUAUUCAAGAUCAAAUGUUAAUAAAAACUAAAGCACAAUUUAUAAUUAAUCAUUUAUUGUAUACAAAGAAUAAACAUGAUAAUAAAUUAUUUAAGAGUAGAGCAAUGUUGGUUUGUUCAGGCAGAAAGGGAUUACUUAUUUAUAAGAAAUAUUUAGAUCAAUUGAUUUCACAAUUACCAAUCGAGGAACAAUUUGAUUCAAUCGCAGCAUUUUCACCAUUCAUCCAAGAGGGUAAAAGUAUGGUUGAAUCGGAUCCAAUGAUCAAUGGUAAAUAUGCUCCCUAUGGUACUGAUAAGAAUAGAGGCAUCAUUAAGGCAUUGAAUGACGAUAAACAAUUCAACAUUAGAUUAUUGAUUGUCGCCGAUAAAUUACAAACUGGUUUCGAUGAACCUUCCCUAUCGAUAAUGUAUGUCGACAAGAAAUUAAAAGGUGCAAACGCUGUACAAACCCUUUCACGUUUAUCUCGUAUCUCCAAAGAUAAAGAAGCAACAGCCAUCAUUGAUUUUGUCAAUACUGAAAAAGAUAUGGAUUUCAUUUUCAAUCUAUAUAAACAUUCAACUAGUUUAAGAGAUUUACAAGAUACUCAAACUUUAAUUUCAAGUUUAAUAAUGGCUGGUAGAUCCAUUCAAAAAGUUUUUGAAAAAGAAAAAAGAGCAGGUUUAAUAACUCCAUUUUGUAAGGCAAUUUUAUUUCAUGAACAACAACAACAACAACAACAACAACAACAACAACAACAACAACAACAACAACAACAACAACAACAACAACAACAACAACAACAACAACAACAACAACAACAACAACAACAACAACAACAACAACAACAACAACAACAACAACAACAACAACAACAAAAUAGUAAUGAUUCACCACCAUCAUCUUCAGAUUUAACAAAUGAAUAUGUUCAAGUUGAGCAAUAUAUUGAUGAAUUCCUUUAUAUUCAUUCAAAAUUGGUUGCAAGAAAUCAAUUACCAGAUAAUCUUCAAAGUCCAAUCUCUUUUAAAACAGUUCAAACAAUUAAAUCAACAUUGGAUUCUUUAAGAUUGGAAAAGAGUAGAAAUUCAUCUUUACUCACUUCCUCUAAUAAAUUGGUUAAAAUUAAAUUAGAUUAUUUAACAGAUGAAGAAACUAAAUCAACAAUUGAAUAUUCUCAAAGUAAUGUAGACUAUGAUGCAGAUUUCGCUCAAUCAAUGUGGGCUUCAAAUAAAGGAUUUGAUAAAACCAACGGUGGUGGUGGUGAUGAUAAUGAUGCUGAUGAAAGUGAAGGAGAAACAAAAGAGAAAAUCUUAAAAGAAAUGACUGAAAAAUUAAAACAAAUUCAAAAAUUAGGUUCAUCAAAUUCCUCAUCAUUUUCAUCUUCAAAUAGUGUCUAUCAAACAAAUUUCUUUGAUAUACCACCAACAAGUAAAAGUAGUUUCAUUAAUACUACCACAUCACAAAAUCAAACAACAACAAAUGCUCCUGAAAAUUUUAAAAAAGCAAGUAUUUGGUCAAUCGCAAGAGGUGCCAAUCAAUUAAAAAGAGCAAAUCAAACAACUCCAUCUUUUCAACCAAAUUUCUCUCAAAAUAAGAAACCAAAAUCUUGA
Molecule: messenger RNA, 3372 nt
Organism: Dictyostelium discoideum AX4
Lineage: Eukaryota; Evosea; Eumycetozoa; Dictyosteliales; Dictyosteliaceae
Product: helicase superfamily 1 and 2 domain-containing protein
Exons: 1
Coding region: 1-3372 (1123 amino acids)
Molecular function (GO): ATP binding; nucleotide binding; hydrolase activity
Source: RefSeq, a predicted model, not a curated record